Molecule: messenger RNA, 1209 nt
Organism: Capsicum annuum
Lineage: Eukaryota; Viridiplantae; Streptophyta; Magnoliopsida; Solanales; Solanaceae
Exons: 2
Coding region: 202-942 (246 amino acids)
Source: RefSeq, a predicted model, not a curated record
AGAUAUAUAUCAUAUAUAUACCAGAAGCCUAAAAAAAUGGAAGCCUGAUAUUCUUGUUUUCUUCCUUGUUUAACGUUCCACUACCAUUCCCACAAACGUUGGUUUUAUCAUUAGGUAGAAAACCAACGUUUUACGGGUGGUGGUGGGUGGUUUGUGGUGGUGGUGGUGGUGGCCGGUUCGCGUAUUUGGAGGUAAUAACUAAUGGCCAGAGACGAUGUUAUGACAGAUGAAAAGAAUUCAACACGAAAAAUAAUGGUGGUGGCAGAUCCAACUCGUGAGUCAGCUUCCGCCCUUCAGUACGCGCUCUCCCAUGCGGUCGCGGAAAAUGACACGUUGAUUCUUCUGCAUGUUGGUAACCCUAAUGCAUGGAGGAAUCGCCUUGGUGCCUUGAUCAAGAAGCCAUUGCCAAAUCCAGCUACGUCCAUGUCCACGUCCACCUCCCCAUCAGAUGGAGCAAGUGUAAACGGUGGUUCGUUCGGUGCUUUCUUCAAAAAGUCAACGCCGUCACCACCACCACCAUCAUCUGCAUCCUCUAACACGGCCGUGGAAAGCGGUGGUGGUGGUGUUAAGGGGUGCUUAGGAAAGGGAUACAUGGAUUUUCUUGGGACAAUGAAACAUGCAUGUGAGGCUGCACAACCCAAGAUAAAAAUUUGUACAGAAACAGUGGAAAUGGAUGGCAAUGCAAAGGAAAAGGCUUCUAUCAUUCUUGCUAAAUCUGCAUCUCUUGCUAUUGAUGUUCUUGUUAUAGGUCAGAGAAGGAGUCUUUCUAACGUAAUACUUCGGCCUGGAAGAAGUGCAUCACUAAGAGGACUGGGACGGGAUAUGGCAGAACAUUUGAUUGACAACAGCAAAUGCACUUGUGUUGCAGUUCAGAAGAAGGGCCAAACUGCAGGAUAUCUUCUCAACACCAAAACUCAUAGAAAUUUCUGGCUCUUAGCAUAAUCCUAAACUUUUACAUGUAUAAAAAUAGUUUCUUCAUCUCCUCUAAAUGGCUUGCACUCUAUAUACUUCUCUAUUUUAUUUGGUUUUCUACAAAAAGAGGUGCUGUUUGUCAAUUUUGUGCAUAAAAUAGGAAUAUAUGUCAUUCCAUUCUGCUACAUUCAUUUGAAAGGCUUAUGUUAUGCCAAAGUGCAAGAACACAAACAAUAUUUUACACACAUUCUGGUUUAUCUGUGUCUAUAAUACAACAACAUACCCAGUGUAAUCCUA